Messenger RNA from Passer domesticus (house sparrow), 8443 nucleotides. Its product is annotated as left-right determination factor 2-like. Lineage: Eukaryota; Metazoa; Chordata; Aves; Passeriformes; Passeridae. The record is from RefSeq and is a predicted model, not a curated record. Gene Ontology annotation, molecular function: growth factor activity; cytokine activity; transforming growth factor beta receptor binding. Gene Ontology annotation, cellular component: extracellular region. The coding region runs from base 6569 to 7654 and encodes 361 amino acids. The transcript has 4 exons. Gene Ontology annotation, biological process: anterior/posterior axis specification.
UUGCUUAGUUUCCCUUUUGCAAACCAAGUUUUGCUCAAUGAGAAAUAGACUCUAAAUUCCUUCUUGUACCUUUGAAAAAUCUUCUCCACGUGUAUGAUUUGUCAAAAGAUGCUGAAUUAUGCACUGGCAACUGCUAAAGCUAAGAGCCAUGCUGCACAGAUAAAAUAAAUUUUAGUCACCACAUCUUUAGUUACUCAGCCUGGAAAGCUGACAGAUGCCAGCUUCAAAUGCAUGGCAUUUCCUGCAGAAUCACAUGUCAAAGCCAAAAUUAAGGUUCAGAAAUGCAUUUGGUUGCUAUGUGGAAAUGUUGGCCAUUCCUGGAUUAAUGGUUUUGAAAAAGCAAAUGGUAAGGUAAGAAAAGGAAAUAAAGGAAAGAACCAAACAACUGAAGCUUGUGUUUCACGCUUUAAGUGACCUGACCAAGUGUGGCUAAAUUCCCUUUUAAAAUCAAAUGACCAUGAUGCAUCUCCCAUGGUGCUGCAGUAUGAAUGCUAAAAGGAUUAAAACUGCUCAGGUCACAGAGCUUUAUUUUUUGCUCUUUUAAGGGCCAUGUUAUAUCUGAGGCCUUAUAUUCCUUCUUUACAUAGAUAUGAGUGCAUGGCAGGAAAUUGCAUAAUUUCCUGUGCCAUGAAGUAAAAUACCCUUUUAUGUUCUGUUUGGAGUCAAAACCACAAAAAAUGGUCAUUUUUAAAAGUUCUUUUCUUCUGAAUUAUUUUUAAUUAAAUAGUAAUAACAUUCAAAAGUGUUAGAAAUCAAUACCAUGACAAUAUAAAUAUUUAAGUGAAAACAGCUUUGUAGUAACUGUUUGUGUAGGAGCAGUCUAUCCAUACACCCUCCUUUCUGAACAUUGUAGCAUUAUUUAAAACAAAAGAGAAUUAGGGACUAUUUUGGUAUUUGUUACUGUGCAAUUCUCAAAGGUGGAACAAACUACUCAAUCUAGAUAGAAGAGGAAUGGAAUGAAGAGGAUAAAUAAUAAAUCACCACUAACAGUAACCAGCUCACUAGAUUUUAAUAAUUAGUUAAUGAUUUGAAAUUUUAUUAAUAGAUCUAAAAUCUUUUAAAAUGCAUUUCAAAUAAUCUACAGGCCUUUAAGACCAUUCUCUCAAUAGGUAUCAGCAUUCUGAAGACAAAGUAAAGCUUCCUGCAAAAAUUCAGUGUCAUGCAUACAGCCUCUUUCUGUUUAAAAAGAAUGAACAUCAAGCACCAGGACGAGGGAGUAUAGUCUGAUCCAGGUCAUCAUUUCCAAGAUGGUUUUGUACCUCUUGGAACUCCCAGCUUCCAGGGAUGUUCUCCCUGUAUGAGCCCAGCUCACCCAAAGCUCAGACAAGCAGGCCUGGUGCUGUUGCUGGGCCCAUCCAGAAUUCCACCUCCCCAUCCUUUCAAUCACAGCCCCCUUGUGCUGUUAACAUCAAGGACAAAAGCCACAUGUAGGUAAUUAUUUUUGAAACUGAAUACAUCUAAGUUCCAUGGUGUAAAACCCACUGACAUGCAAUAGCCCCAGAGCCACUUCAGCAGCAGAUGUUACAGAUGGGAAACAACCACGUGAGUAGUUCAGCUCAUUUUCCUGUUGUUGCAGGUAUCUUUUUGCCAAUCAGUAGAUUUGCUAAGGCACUGCCCAAGCUAAUUUUGAAUAGCUCAGUGAGGACUAGCAGAAGUCUUUGGGCAGCUGCUCCUCUGGUACUCUAUCUGAUGUACCAGAUCAGAGAAGUCUAAACCAUCAAUUCUGUCUUGUCAUCUGUGUGUGUUAGCACUUAAUUUUGCCUUCUACAAUCUUUCAUUGGGUUUUGUAAUUUUCUGUGAAAGUAACAGGCCUUUUUAGAGUUUUCUUGCACUCCACUAACAAAUUACUAUUUUGCACAACAACUCAUCAUUUUUAGCAGAAGUUGCUUUUUAGGUCUCACUCAUCUUGGCCUUUCAUCUUUAUUUUUGGCCUGCAGAAAAAGUAUAUUUUCCAGCAAAGUUAGUAAUGCAAAUUAUUCAACUUGCAUUAACACAUACUUCAUAAUCUUUCUGCCUUUACAACUUCUCCUGGCAAUAGAAAUAAAUUACAGCUGCUAGAAUAUAGUGUUAUUCUUUCUCUGUCUGAGUUGGGGAAUAGUGAUUCAUUUUCUCUCUUUCUUAGCAAAAGAGGACAGUCUGUUCAGUGAAGCAAAACUUAUUAGAGCUAAAAUUAACUGGAGGAAAUACAAUCCAUAAUUAAGCCAGGUUACUUAGUGCCACAGAUGCAGUAUAAAGAGUAUUCCAACUGUAUUAGCAUGACAGGAAAACGGGGACAUCACUCAGUUUUUGGAAAGCCAAUUGCCACACAAACUUGGCACAGAAUCAGUAAGGGCUAUGGGACAUUGAAUCUGCACAAUAAGGCAGAAGAAAUGGACUUUUAAAGAAAAAGUUUGAUAAACUUCUACGCUAUAAAUACAGUUGCAAGGGGAAAACAGCAUUUUAACUAGGCUGAUAAAUGGGCUCUGAUUAGAAAUUAAGUGGUGCUCCUACAGAAUUCAACUAUUUCCCAGGAAUUAGGACAUUCCUUAAUGAGGUGGAUGUGGUGUAAAGCAAGCAAUUCGGGGCUGUAUGCUUAUUUAUCUGAUUCAACUGCAUUAGCUAAAUGUCAGUGCUUUUGCCAGCAGCCUAUGCUGCAGCCAUCGGAGCAGUGACAAGUCCUGCUUCCCCAGCUAACAAACAAGGAACAGACUGGGGCAGUGGGGAGGAGACUGCUGAAGGCAUAGAAAACACUGUAUUUAAACAGUUGUGUUUGUUUUUCUGUUUAAAAAAAAAAAAAUCUUGAAGAUCUCCUUUCUGCCAGAACACUGGCACUUUGCAAACGCUGCCAACACAAACUCCUGCGAGCGAGCCAGCUGACAUCAGCUGACCAAGGACGUGGGGGGACUUUGGACAUUUUAUCCAUUCCUCCUCAGACAGCCUUUUGUCCUGCCCAUCUGACCAAAACAAGCUCAUGAGUGAAAGCAGAAGCUGCCGAUGGAAGAUGUGCUUCUGUCAGUGCAACCAGAGAUACACAGCACCAGGAGGGAAGAACUCAAUAGGAUGUGAUCUUUCAGGUAUUCCCAUUGGAUAUUUCAGUCUGGCCUGUACUCGUGAUGAGGAAAAACAGCCUCAUGUCCUUGCCUAGAUUAAAUGCACUGGACAGUUUCUGCAUAACUCAAGCAGAUGAUAGUUUGGACCACAAAAGUUGCUACUGUACCUGGCUCCUCAGCAGGAGAGUAAACACUAAGGACUUGAGGGUGAGGUUGCAGCAUCUUUGGAAUGAGAUCUGUGCACUCAGAGCAACCACAAUUGGUCUCAGAUAUGGGAAAGUUCUGUUUCCCAGAGUCAAGUUAGCCAGGGCUCACAACACUGAUCCAAAGUCCCUCUUAUGACUUUGCACCCACUGGAAGGAGGAAGGGAAUGCAUGAGAGGCAGGUAAGUCAGAUGAUACCUGACUGAGCACAAAGCCUUUUGGCACAAAUAUAACAAGGCCAAAUUUUUGCAACAGAUCCCAACCAUCAGAAAGAUCAACACAACUGCAUUGGGUAGCUCUGCUGUUUUCAGUCUAGCUCUGGGAGACACCCAGAUGUCUUGUGUUAUCAGGCCUUACCUUCUGGAAACUUUUCCAUGCCAGAUACUAGCAGAGCAAGCUGAGGCCACAGGGAGCAAACUCUAGGGAGCUGUCCUGGACCACAGAAGUUGCCUUUCACAUCACUCAAGCAAGGGCACUUUUAAUAUGUGCCCAGCUGUAAUACAAAAUGAUUAUGUCCAUGGCACUUGAAAUCUUCAAAAGUUUAAUAUUCAGACCCUCAAUACUGCAAAUACAUUUCAAACAUUCUUGUUUCCCAGGAUAAUAGCUACAUAAUUAGGGCAAGCCUUUCACACUUUCUCUUUGAUCCCACUGGAUUUAUUUAGCAAAAGUCAUUGCACGGAUGUGCCCAGCAAAUGUCUUACAGAAGUGCUUGUAACAAAAUUAAAAGCUUAAAUAUAGAGAUUGUCUCUCCACUAAGUACUGGCUUUUAUUAAAACUGGGAGUUGCUCAUACUUCACCCCUUGCAGCCUCUUUGAAUCCUCUGUUUGACAUUUCAAAAGUGCCAUGCAGGUUCUAAUACACAUUACACAGAAAGAGCUAUUAUAAAAUUCCUGACUUUUUCUUGUUUGCACGACAAAGGGGGAAUGGCAAAUCCUCCAACUGGACCAGAUAAUCACCCUCCUGUGAAAAGCCUCCAAUAUACAUCCUCUGUUUUCUUCUUAGCUGAGCUUCAAGUGUGUUUGGUCAAUAAUUUUAUUUUGGGUGUGAAGCCCAUAAAUCACUUUCCAAUACACAUUGGACAGCAGAGAGUCCUGGUGGAUUUGGCAUCAGCCACAGGAGAAAUCACAUCCGGAUACAGGAAAGCUGGGUGCUGCUGGAGCAAUCAGACAUUUUCAUUUCAUGUUGUCAUGGUCUUUUGAAGAACACUCACUGCAGAGUAGGAGCACUCUCUGGGACAAAUACUAAUUGGAUGGAUAAAUAAUUAUGGGAUUGUGUCUUCUGACACAAGAGAGAGACCAUUACAAAUCCAUGGACUGCAGUUUUAUCCAGGUUACCAUAUAAACCUAACAAAUUCCCUGCUGGAACUGAGCUGGCCAAUAUUUAGAGGACUCAUGUGCAGAAAGCUUUGUCAGCCAUGUGAACAUUGCUCAGGUGGUUUCCAGCCUCUGACCCAGCCCCAUGGUGUGACCAGCUUUUACCCCAGCCUCUAGGAAUCAGUAAUGUGCCUGGAGAGACGGUCCUGAGGGAAGAGCUGGGUGUAUGGAGCUUUCCUAAAGGGGUGAGGGGUCACAAAGGUUUCAGGAAAAAACCUUCCCUUUUAUUCACAAGCGCAGGAGUAUUUGACAUGAGCUGAACUUGAAGCUGACAAACGAAGUGGAUAUUUUUCACUGCUGUUUGUGUCUUGGGAAUGGAUGUAUUUUGAAGUAAUACACAAAUGCAUGUCUAAAAUUCAUCUCAAAGUGCAGGAUUAAAGAAUGUGCUGCCUUGGGCCAUGCACAGGCUGUUACUUUGUAGUCUGUUCCAUUUUCAUCUUAAAACUCAAUUUAGCUAAAUAAGGUGCCCUUUUAACAUCUAUCAGGGGCUUUAUCACGUUUAAGAAGACAAGUUUCUUAAAAGGUUGUAAAGACAAAGUGAGCAGUAACAGAAAUGUUGAGUGGGGCUCUUUCAGACGACUUUAUUGCCUUCCCCUGAGUGCAAAACAGGCUGCCUCCCUCAGCUGACACUUGUUUUAAUGAGGGAUGAGCCACAAAGGGGUGAUUUAGUACAAGUUCAUUGCAUUGCAUCCUCCAGCCAGACUGUCCUCAGGGCACACCAUUCAGCCUGGGCAUUGGGUGAAACUGGACCAAUUUAAAAUCAUUUACAGAGGCAUAUAAAAUCCAAAAGGGCUUUUGAUGCUGAAGACAUUUAUACAUAGGCUCAGGUAUGUGGCUGCUGGAGAGGAUGAGAAUCUGCCCCAGGUGCCAUGAUCCUUCAUGCUUUUAUCAAUCACAUUUUAUUUCUUCAAUUCAAUUCUCCUGGGGUUGGUGCCAAAAAUAGAUUUCCACACUUUAUGCCAGCAAAGCCCAGGGAAGAAAAAGGUGUAAGUUUCCAGUUUAAAUGUUACAAGGUAAAGCUCCAGCCUCCUCAUCCCAACCUUCAGAUCAGCUCCACUCUCCAGAGCCAGUGCUCUACUGUGGCUGUUAACAGCAUUCAAAAUACUGAUAUUCUUCAUCCAUGCUGGGAAUAGUGCAGUGGUUUCUCAUGUUCACUGAGAAGGGAUUUGCCUUUACAUAAAGCCCUCUUCUUCUAAGCAUGAGCAUUAUGAAACCCACAGGAAUCCAUAGAGUGAUGGGGUGUUUUUCUAAAAUGUCACACCCAUACAUCUUCCACAUUCUGUGAUUCAGAAGCAGCAUAAAAGCCCAUCAAUCAUUCGACUGCUGUGACUCACUGCCCUGAUUCAUACACUUGAUACAAAUAUUCAGAGAUCAAAGUGGAACCUAACCCCCCCCCACCCCAAAGAUUAAAAUGAUUUUUCAAUGCUUGCCAUAAAAAUGGACUUCCAGCUACAGCUAAAGCUUCUCCUGAUUGUUAUUGGCAAGUUCUCUGCAGUAAAGAUUGAUGCUUCGUUUAGGAAUCAUAUGGUGUAGCACAUAAAGCAAUGUAUUCUGCAGCUGUGCUUCCUCCCUAGCAAGGCUGAGCAGGGGACACCGAUUGCUCAGGGGGCUUCUGGGCAAAUAUUUACAGGGGAUUAAAAAAGAAAAAAGGGAAUUUCUUCCCCGUGAUGGAAUCUAGGAGCCCCCUAAACCUUCUUGUAUUAACUUUGCAGUGGACGAAGGUGUUAAACUGGCAUGUGUCUACCAACAGGGGAGUGAUCCUUUUAAGUCCUCUGCUUCGUCCCCACUUGUGAAAUUUGUUGUGCCAGUGGGACGAGGCUGGCUAUAAAACCCCAGCACGGGGGACCUCCAUGCAUCUCGGGCAGCCUGCCAGCACAUCUCUACAUCUCUGCCGAGAGCAGCCCCAGGGAGAUCCCCCCCUUCAUCUCUGCCGGGCAGGGAGCUGCUUUGCUGGCGGAGGAGGAUGGACCUGAGGUGUGCCUGGAUGCUCUGCGUGCUCUGCCUCAUCCUCACGGUGCAAGCAUUCACCCAGGAACGCUUCAAGGAGGUGGUGCUGAAGCAGCUGGGGCUGUCCGAGGUCCCUAAACUUCACUCGAGAGACUUGGUGGACCUGGUUAUCCCAGAGCACGUCAAGAACAAGUACAUGUCCAUGCUGAAGCGCCAGCGGGUGAAGCGCCGAGCUCUGCCGAGCCUGGCUGGCAUCCUCAGGGCGAUCCCGGGACACACAGGUAUGACAGGGGAAGUCCUCUACUCCGACACAGCCACACGCCAGAAGCUGAUGUUUGACAUGGAAGGCAGAAUACCUAAAAACAGCGAGGUCACAAUGGCUGAACUGAAACUCUUCAAAAAGCCUCUGGACAGAACAAACCUGCCUGCCAGGCAGUCUCACAGGCCCGUGUCCAACGCCAGAGUCAGCGUGUACUGGGUGCAGCAGCAGCACGAUGGUACCAACAGCACCUCCCUGAUAGAUUCCAGGCUGGUUCCUAUUCGUGAGUCGGGCUGGAAGAGCUUCGAUGUGACCCAGGCCGUGCAUUACUGGCUGCGGAGCAAGAGGCGGGAGCCGAUGUUCCUGGAGGUGCGGAUCGAAGGGGAAAGGCUGGGCAGCUACGCCUCGGAAAUGGCCAGAGCCGUGCGCUUCGCCUCGCAGGACCCCAGGGACAAAGCCCCGGGCAAGCCUGAGCUGGUGCUUUACACCCUCAGCUUGGAUGACUACGGGAGCCCUGGUGACUGCAGGGAGGAGGCGGCGCCGGGGAAAUCCACCUGCUGCCGGCAGAAGCACUACAUCAGCUUCCGCGAGCUGCCGUGGGCUCAGCACUGGAUCCUGGAGCCCGCGGGCUUCCAGGCGUUCCGCUGCUCCGGGAGCUGCCUGCAGCCGCCCCUGCGCCGCCCCGGCUCCGCCCGGCGCUCCUGCGCCGUGGCCGGCAGCUCGGCGCUGCCCGUCAUCUACCUCGUCAAGAGGGGCAACCACACGGAGAUUGAGGCGGCCGAGUUCCCCAACAUGGUCGUGGAGAGGUGCAGCUGCGUGGCGGAUGGCGCGGCGCUGGUGUGACGAGGCGGUGGCGUGGGGUGUCAUCCAUCCCCUGCAGCCCUGCCGGGAGCCACGCCGGCCCCCAGCCCCAGGGACAGCGGGGAAGGUCCUGGGGGGCUCCUGCCGGCACUGGGGCCCUGCUGCCCUGCAGAGAGAGUGCACUUGGAGGCACUGUCCGUGUAGAUGGGCUCAGAGGAGCGUGCAUUUCACACGUGUGAGUGGAACCUUAGGAGCCUUGUGCUUCUCAGGGCCUCCUUGGUGCCAGCUAAAUGUCACUGAAUUUAUUUCAGCCCCCACCCUGGAGUAAUGCAAACAGCUCCAGGUAAAAGAAGAGUGCCCAUCAGCAGGUGAAGAACAAAUUCGUGGGCUCAGCUUUUCCUUCUUAGGCUGCUGGGUUUGGUCCUUUUCUGCCCAGGCCGUGUUUUUGGUGAGCUGGAGAGCAGAAGCACUUACAUGUAUAUAAACUGUACACACAUGUGUACACAUGUACAGAGUGUAUGAAUAAAUGUGUGUAUUGUCUACAUACUGGAUAGCUACAUAUUGAUUACUUACAUAUAUAUAUAUGUACAUAAAAUAUUGCCUAGAGCUCAAAGGAGCAUAUUUAUGUGCAUAUGUAUUGCAUGUACAUAUACUUAUCUACAUGUACAUAAAAUGUUAUCUGAAACUCAAAGGCUUAUAUUUUUGGUCCCUGCACCAUGAUCUUCACACAGUUUUCAGCAGAAUUUAGAGUCCUGGAAUCAACAGGAUCAUUAGGACUUGCUUGCGUGAGUAACAGUUUGUUUUUCUGAUUCUGUAUUACAGUUAUUUCAA